UGAUGGGGUAAAGGUGUGUGAGCUAACCUCAAGUGACCUUGGAGUGAGUGGUGACAGUAGAGGGACAACCAAGUACCUGCAGACCGUGUACACCUGUCAGCCAGCAGUUCACCAUGUCACGUGUGAGCACUCUUUGGCACACUUGCAGUGUGGUGCAAUGGGAAAAACAGUUGCAUAAUCAAAGCAGGGAAUUCAGAGUUUGGAGACCCCUGUGUUGGAACUUUCAACCACCUGGAGGUGGCUUAUACCUGCAACUGUAACUAGCCUGAAACAUGCUGUUGAAAAACGUGAUAGAAAAAUGUACCUAUGAUAUCUAUACUUUUUUAAAUGUGUUUUUCAGAUUCCCAAGAUCAGUCAACCUGAGGCCUCAAUGGAGUGCAAUGAACAUGCAUUGUGCAAAAUAAAAGAAAACAGUACACCCUGCACUUAAUUCUCUUUUCUAAAUAGUGACUUUUAGGAGCUUGACCUUAUAGUUAAAGUUUAUUAAAACAAAAAAAAGUCCCACUUUCUGUCACACACCUAGGUGUGCGAAAAUUUGCUCUCCGCAUUUGACUCAUCCCUUGGGGGAGCUGUGAUUAGCAGACAACCCCCCCAAUCCAACGCCUUAAUGCUGAGUGUCAAGCAGGGAGGUAUCGGGUCUCAUUUUGAAAGUCUGACACGGCCUGGGCCCUCCAGUUGCAGGGCGGACACUCUAACAACAAGGACACUGAGCUGAUUCAAGAUUCGUGUUAGUCAGGUAUUUGGUAGGUGUUGGUUUUCAGGGAAGUACAGGGACAAAAACCAAAACAAUGAGACCUUUCAAACUGUAGUAUACAUAAAGAAGUUGUGGGUCAACCUUAGGGUGUGUUUGCCCAAGUAUUCCUGGCAGAUUCUGUGGCAUUUCUUGGCAGGAAACAAAAGAAAUGUGUAAGGAAUUGUUGUGAAUGUUGUGAGGGUGUGUUGUCAACGUCUACUGUAUCAUUCUAAAGAACAGAAGCAUUGUCAUUUUGAGCCCACAGUUUUCAUGCCGCAAAAUAAAACUCCAAGUGUAAAUAGAAACCGACACUGAAACCUUGCUUGAAGCAGAUGUGAGUAAGGGAUAUUAUGUGGAGCUGUCCACGCCAGAAAUCGACCCAACAGUGAUCACAGAGGAAGUCAUCAUGGGAUACCGCCUGGUCAAAGCUAGAACAUCCCAUUGCAACGACCCUGUUCCACGAGAAUGGUCGGCCAAUGACUGGAGGAUCCCACUGAGGACAAUACUGGAGUUAAAACAUCAGCAAAGAGUAAAAUAAAAUAAAAAAUAAGAAGCAUGUAUAAAAAGAAACAAAUUUGACAGCCCAAGACCAUAAUUAACAAUAAUAAAAAGUACUUAAGAAUCAAUCAAUCCGGUCUCUGACAUGUAACAUGUUUUUAGUAAAACAAUACAUUUAUAAAUGUUUGAUAUGUAGGCAUAUAAGCUUGUUUGUUUGUCAAAGAAAAUUAAUUCAUCAUCUUUGCUUCUGGAAAAGAUUCUCUAAUUUCUUCCCCUGUGGUACGUCCACAAACAUACGGGUCCAGGGCUGGAGUUUACAUAACAUAAAAACACUAUGUAUGAUUUUUAAGGGUUUUUAUUGAAAGAGGAGGAGGGGAGGUAGGAACCAAGGUUGGGCCAGAGGAAUUAAAUAAAACUAAAACAAAAGUCUCACUGACCUAGCUACAAAAAAGGUAUCAAAACAUACAAGAGGUGGCACCAACCAACUUUCCUAGUGAGCAUAACAGAAAACAAGCUACAUGAGGUGUACAGGGUACCCUGUCUUACACAUCCACAAACCUCCCACACUCUCCAGUCUAAAGAGACGUAAACAUGCGUUUACAUUGUGAACCAGAAAGAGCUCCUCUCCCAAGUGAUCCGCAGGAGUUUAUAUGCAAGCCUGGUGUCUGGUUCUGGGGCCUGAUUAUCACAGCCUGUCAGGUCUCCACCAGGUGCCUUCACUCAGCAAAAGAAGAGGAAGGAAAAAAAAGAAAGAAAAUGAAAAACCCCUGCUUGUAACACACUGUUUUGUUCCAUAUUUCAACAGAUGUAUAAUCCUGAGUGAUAUCCCAGUUUUAUAAGGAAUUUUUCCCUUUUGUUGUGUGUCAGAGACUCACUAACAUACAAUUUUAGCCAUUGCUUUGGCACUUCUAGGAGAGAUUGGAAAAAAUCUUCCUGAAAGAACAAGCAGUUACAGUCUUGCAAUUCUGGGAAAACCCUGUCAAUGUGUUUUUCGUUAACAAAGCUUCAAUUGUGUCUGUCAGUAAUUUAUCCUCUGCUUUGUCCUUGUUUCGGAUUGUUGUUUAAGAUUCACACGUUAUCCAAUCAUGGAUUCCUGCCAGAAACUUUACACAGCAGUAUAAGUACAGAAACGUUCCUGCCAUCAGCAUCAUCAAUCUGGAUCUUCAGAAGCCAUGCUGCUCUUCAGACUCAGAACGACAAUGUUGCUUGCAGCAGUUUGCCUGUUCGUGGCAUCAGGGGUUUCCACAGAAACAGUCACAACCUGUGUUGACGCCGACAAUCCCCAUCAUCUGGAAUGCGAGAAUGGAGUGAUUAGCGUGCAGUCUGCCCUGUAUGGACGUACAAACAACGUCAUCUGCAGUGAAGGCAGGCCUCCACAGGAAUUCAACAACACAGGAUGCUCUCAAAGUGGAACUGGGAAUUUUGUCAAAAACAGAUGCAACGGAAAGAAGGUGUGUGAGAUCAGCACAAACGAUGUGAUCUCUCCUGAUCCCUGCUUUGGAACUUACAAAUAUCUACAGACUAACUUCACCUGUGUGCCUGCAAUUCACCUCAUUGCAUGCGAGCACUCUUAUGCACAUCUGAACUGCGAUCAAGGACAGGUCAUAUCUGUCAUUGGUGCCCACUAUGGACGUGAUAAUAAGGCCGUCUGCUUUGCUAGCCGACCUCCCUCUCAGGUUGAAAAUGUCUACUGCUCCAACCCCACCCAAGUUGCUCAAAGUUGUAAUGGGAAAAACAGCUGCACCAUCAAAGCAAGCAACUCUGUGUUUGGAGAUCCCUGUUAUGGAACAUUUAAAUACCUGGAGUUGUCUUAUGUUUGUGAAUAUCCUUCCAAGUUACCACCAAGCAAAAUCAUUGUCAAAGAAACUUGAAGCAAAUGACUUGAAGUAACAAAAAAGGUCAAAUAACCAACAUGAAUGUUCAUCUGCAAACUUUGUGUAACAGUAGUCUUUCCAUGACAAUUACAGUGUAACUGCUUCAAAACCUCAGUGGAAUUUGAGUAAGAAGAUCCAUUAAGUGAAUUAUUGUUUAUUUCUUUUUCUGGAUUGUUUUACAUAGAGAGUAAAAUAUGAAUGAAGAAAAAU
Molecule: messenger RNA, 3315 nt
Organism: Oryzias latipes (Japanese medaka)
Lineage: Eukaryota; Metazoa; Chordata; Actinopteri; Beloniformes; Adrianichthyidae
Product: L-rhamnose-binding lectin SML-like
Molecular function (GO): carbohydrate binding
Source: RefSeq, a predicted model, not a curated record